Phascolarctos cinereus (koala) is the source of this 4182-nucleotide messenger RNA. NCBI's taxonomy places the organism in Eukaryota, Metazoa, Chordata, Mammalia, Diprotodontia, Phascolarctidae. The record is from RefSeq and is a predicted model, not a curated record.
CGGCGGGAAGUGGCGGAUUGGACUCGACUGAGUCCCCAUAGUAUUUUAGGAUUGUUGCAGUUGUCACAGUAUUAUGCACAAGCAGGAGCAUCUGGAGGACUUCACCAUCGCUAGUGAACCUCUCUUCCAUUUGGACUCUGCAAAGGAAAGGGAAGUACUGAAGGAAUAUUGAAAAAAGACCAAGUGAAAGGAUGGAAUUAAUUUUAUAAUAGCCACCGUGGGAGACUGUGGAAUAAAUACUAUACAGAUGGUCUGGUAAAUAAGUCAGGUGAAGCUUAAGAAAAUUAAAAAUGGAAAAAGAUGAGAUAAAGAAGACCCAAGAAAUGAAGACUGACCUGAAUUUAUUAUUAGAGUGUCUUAAAUAUCAAAUGGACAACCCAUCUUCACAAAAGGAGGCUUUGGUUACUAUUUAUUCAGUCUGUCAGCAAAACAGUGAUGCAAGUAUUUAUUUUCGAGAGAUUGGUGGUUUGAUGUUUGUGAAAAAUCUUGCAAAGUCAAGCAUUCACAGCAUGGUAAAAGAAGCAGCCUUGUUUACAUUAGGAGCUAUUGCAGAAUGUAAUGUUUAUUGUCAGCAAACUUUGUGCACUUCAGAAUUUUUUGAAGACAUUAUUUGGUUUCUAUCUAAAUAUGAAUCUAACAUCAAUUUGAAAAGAAUGUCUGUUUAUGUGAUGUUAGUCCUGGUUUCAAAUAACAGGACCGGUCAAACUCUUGUGAGAGAAACAGGCUGUGUUGGUAUCCUGCUACAGUUUUUUAGAACAGCUCUUUCCAUGUCUGAGAUGGAUUUGUCAAAUGAAACCAUUUACCAGAGUUAUCAGCUGUGGUCUUCGGUGUGCAGUGCUUUGUGUGCAUGUGUAAAUAAUCCACAAAAUGAUGUCAACCAGAAAAUUUGCAGUUCAGUUUUCCAACAUGCAAAUAAAUGGCUACAGAGCUGUAUAAAACCUGAGAUAAUUCGCCCUAUUUGCUCAUUUAUUUGCCUGACCGUUGCCAAUAACACACACGUACAAGAAUAUUUUAUAUCUAUUGGUGGACUGGCCAUACUAUCUGAAGUUCUGAUAAAGCUGGAACAUGAUUCCCGUGGGAACCUGCCCAGUGCUAAGCUGGCAGUGGUGGUGACUAAGACCCUGGACGCCUGCAUUGCUGACAACCCUGCUGUUGGGGUAGUAGUGGCCAAAUAUCACAUUGUAUCCAAGCUUCUGACACUGCUACUUAAUGAGAGUCUGGAUUCAGGAGAAAAAUUUAGCAUUAUUCUUGCCCUUGGACAUUGCACAGAAGCUUGUGAAGAGAAUCAGCUUCAUCUGUUUAAGAACAAUGGUCUGCCAUUAAUGAUCCAAGUCUUAACUGAAUCACAGAAUGAGGAACUAAACAAAGCUGCUACCUUUGUGCUUCACAACUGCAAAAAAAUUACAGAGAAAUUAUCUCUAAACCUAGAAGAAUUUUCUUCUGAUAUGAAUGAAGCACAAGAGUUGAAAGAAUUGAAGAUGAGAGAGAAGAAUAUUGAAGACUUCUGGAAGAAGGCAAAAGAAAUUCUUCACAGAAUAAAACAGCUUGAAAAUAAAGAAGAUGAGGAAAAAAUAGGAAGAAGAGAAUUGGUUGGUGAUUCUUUGCCAAGGAGCUUAAAUACCCAAAAUACAUCAAAACCUCUAGAGUGGAUAGCACUGAUAGAGGUGCUGAUGCAGAAAGAAGCUGCCCCAAAAAGCAAUGUGAGCCUCAGAGCUGUGAGCCAAAUGCUGCAGAGAGGUGUGAUGGCUCUGCAGGGCAUGAGCCCCAGAAUCCAACGAGGAGUGACAAGGCAAAUCCAGUCAGUGCCUUAUAAAGAGUGUGGGCCUGGCAACGUUCUGAGCACCACUAGUGCGCCAUCGACUGCCAGUGCCCCCAGAAGUCAUAGCUCGUACAGAGGAGUGACUUGUGAGAAGAGGGCUUUGUUAUUACAAACAAGUGAACAAGCUUGUAAAUGUCCAACUCCAGUUGUCAGAAAUAGAAAGCAUCAGUUACCAGUAACAGAUCCACUUGCAUUGUGUUCAGACAUAAUCAGCAAAGAGCUUCCAAUUCAAGGAAGUGACAGUUAUCCUAAAACAUUGAAUUUCAGGUGUUCAGGUUGCAUAGAAGUAGGAAAAUCCCUGAAUAGCAGAAAUUUUAGCAGGCUCUUGCACUCUUGCCCAUUCCAAUGUGAUCGCCACAAAGUCAUUCUGGAAGCUGAAGAUAGAUAUAAAAGUGACCUAAGGAAAUCACUUAUCUUUAACCAAAAAAUACUAUUGACCCCACAUAAGAAAAAAAGGUUUGGUAGUGAAUCUUCUACACAUGAAGAAAGAAAUAAUUUUCAAAACAAUUUCCAAAGAACCCAAGGUCCAGAGAAAAGUGAUUUGUCUGAAGUCAUAAAGCAACUAUGACACUGAAGACUUCUUAACUUGGUAGUACCUACCUGAGCUUGUCGUCAGUGGUCAUCCAUCAACCCUUCAAUCAGUCUACAAGCAUUUAUUAAGUGCCUCUCCCAUGCCCAGCAUUGAGGACUUAAGAAUGAAACAGUUUCCACUCUGGAGGAGUUACAUUGUAAUUCAGGAGACAAGUAGCUUUAAAUAUGUCUAGUGCAUCAAUAUAAAGUUCAUAAAUAUAUGCAAAGUAGUUAAAUGUUGGGAAGGAGGCCUCCUGCAGAAGAUGAUGCUUGACGUAGCUCUUAGAGGAAGAGGACGCUGAGGUAGGAAUAAGAAAGGUGUGCGUUCCAGGCCUGUGGGACAGCCAGUCACAUGAAGGUCAGAAUGGGUCCAGAAUGCAAGAGUGAAAAUGCUAUCCAAUAAAGCUAGAAAAAUAAAAUGAAGCCAAGUCGUAUAUGGCUUUACAAGCUAAACAAAGGAGUUUAUUUUCUCUUCCCAAGAGGCAAUAGGAAACCAUUAGAGUUGAAUGAUCGUGGGAGUCACAUGGUUGAAUCUGCACUUAACAGAAAAUUACUUUUGUAGCAGUGUAGAACAGGGCUUCUUAAACUUUUUCCACUUGAGACCUCUUUUUCCCAUUUGGACAGUGUUUGUUGGCAUUGUGUGGUCUAAGGGCAUGUGCUGUGCAAAGUGUACAUGCUUUGCGUUCAAAACUGAGGCUGCAGUGAAGUUGCACAACGCAACAUGAGCAAACGCUGCCAGAAACAUCUCAAAUUCAUUGUGUGUUUGAUUUUUAAUUAAUUUUUGGUUGUUGCAUGUUUAGAAACCUUUUACUGUUGCCGAGUUUUUCACAACCCAAUAUGGGGUCUUGACCCAUAGUUUAAGAAGCGCUGGUAGAAGAUAGACUGCAGUGGGGAGAGACUUGUUGCAGGGAGACCAGGGCUGCAAUGAUCUAGGCAAGGAGUGAUCAAAGCCCGAACUAAGGUAGAUGUGUGAGUGGGGAGAAAGGCUCAGAUGUGAAAGAUGCUGCGAAGGUAAAAAUGGUAAGAUUUGGUAGGGUAAGGGAGAAUAAGGAUGCAAGCAUAAUGCCAAUGUUAUGAACCUGGGAGCUGGGAAGGAUGGUGGUACCUUCAAUAGAAGUCGGAAAGUCUGAAGACUUCAAGAGCUUGGAGAACCCAGGGUCACCCUGCAUACCACAAGGAGGAAUAGUCCUCAAGACUAUUUUUGUAGUAUGUUUGCCUAAUGCAGCCCCCCUUGGGAAUAUCGGACAAGCCUGCCUCCAGGAAUGUGUAAUGGAGAAUUUGUUUUCGACUUGGGAGCACAUGCAGAUAUCCCACUAACGUUUUUUGUCCACUCACUGUGUAUCAAAGAAGGGGACAUUUUUGAUUGGCUGAUGAGCUGGAACUGAGUUUUUGUGCAAAAAACUCCCACAGGAGCUUACUCUUCUUUCUUCUCUCACUGGAUUCGAGAAAGGAAUAGAAAUUGUUACAGACUUCCAGCUGUUGGCCAGAGGAGCAGGGCCCUUUAUUAGGCAUGUUCAGAGACAAGCUUAUGAAAUAUCUACAUCAGGGACUGGUCUGGCCUUGGCCAGUCUCCCAUUACACAGUCAUCAAUUCACAGCUGGGGGGGAAAUGUGCUUUUAGUCUCAGCUCACUAACCCAGAUAAUCAAGAGUUGAUAGUAUUGAAAGAGAAUUUUUUAGAAGCCUGUUGUGCAUUGAUGCUUAUUUUCUUGAAAAUCAGAAGUAUUAGUUUUGAGUAUAUACAUAUAUAUAUAUAUAUAUAUAUAUAUACAUAGAUAUUUUGCUAUAAAUGUUG